GUGCGGCUUCCUCAACAUGCUAUAAAUGCUCGAAUCCGAAAUCCGAGAGUGUUGUGCUCAGCUGUCGUUCUUGUCUCGUUCACGAACUCACCAACACCGACGAGUUCCAGAAUAAUAUCAUUUUGAGCAAAAAGUUUAUCAACAUGGCGCAAAAUGGGGAACCUGCUCGGGACGCCCUCGUCAACCGGCAGCUACCCGAGAUGCAGCUAUCAGAUGGUUCAUCUUCGUCUAUGACAGCCCCGCCCCCACCGGCGCCACCCUACCUGAGUGGGGAAGGACGAGCGGUGUACAGAUUCAACGUCGAAGGAAAUGCAAUUAUCACUGGAGGUGCGGGUACUCUAGCCCUGGAAGGUGCUCGAGCUCUCCUGGAGCAUGGCUUGUCUGGCCUUGCCCUCUUCGAUCUCAACCUUCAGCAAGCAGCUGAUCCAAUCGCGGCGUUGAGGACUGACUUCCCGGACGCUAAGAUCAUCACCAAGAAGGUCGAUGUUAGGGAUGCGGAGAGUAUUGGUGCCGCCGUGAAUGAGACUGCGGGGCAGUUAGGAAGUGUCGAUAUUCUGUGUUGCUUCGCAGGCGUCGUGGGCUGCACCCAUGCUCUCGAUAUGAGCGUCGACGAGUGGAAGCGAACUAUGGACAUCAACUCCACCGGAUCCUUCCUCUGUGCUCAAGCUGUUGCGAGGCAAAUGGUAGAUCAGAAUAGCGGAGGAACAAUCGUCUUCAUCGCUUCCAUUUCCGGUCACCGUGUGAACUUUCCUCAGCCCCAGGCUGCAUACAACGUCUCCAAGGCGUCCCUAUUGCAUCUCAAGAACUGUCUCGCCGCAGAAUGGUCUCGCUACGGCAUCCGCGUGAACUCCAUCUCUCCAGGAUACAUGGAUACUAUUCUCAAUGAAGGAGCUGGCCUCGAGCGGGCUAGAAACGUCUGGGCAAAUCGCAACCCGAUGGGCAGAAUGGGUGUGCCUCAAGAGCUGACGGGACCGCUGGUGCUCCUAUGCUCUGCAGCCGGUAGCUACAUCAACGCCGCAGAUAUCGUAGUCGAUGGUGGUGCUAUUGUCUUUUAGACGGCAAUUGAGACAAGAGAUUCGCUCUGUGAGCGCAAAAUUGGUUCACCAUGGUAGGAAGGUUGGACUUUAGUUGACUUCCGAGACCUCAUGAGCAGUUUUAAGAGCUCCGUCCAGUACGGCGCGGUCCAGUUGGAUGUUCUCUCGUCGGAACCUCCAAAGUCAUGUGCAUGAUACAGCUGAAGCACCACUGUCAUUAGCUGUAAGACCUCAGCAGCAGGCCCAAAUACUCAUAAUUAAGACAUAGGUUCUAAUGCAGCCUUCAGCAUUCUAAGCUUCAC
Mytilinidion resinicola is the source of this 1336-nucleotide messenger RNA. Its product is annotated as oxidoreductase-like protein. Gene Ontology annotation, molecular function: oxidoreductase activity, acting on the CH-OH group of donors, NAD or NADP as acceptor. The record is from RefSeq and is a predicted model, not a curated record. The transcript is spliced from 5 exons. NCBI's taxonomy places the organism in Eukaryota, Fungi, Ascomycota, Dothideomycetes, Mytilinidiales, Mytilinidiaceae. The coding region runs from base 144 to 1055 and encodes 303 amino acids.